This is a messenger RNA of Drosophila elegans, 2849 nucleotides long. RefSeq lists its product as uncharacterized. The coding region runs from base 16 to 2676 and encodes 886 amino acids. The transcript has 5 exons. Lineage: Eukaryota; Metazoa; Arthropoda; Insecta; Diptera; Drosophilidae. The record is from RefSeq and is a predicted model, not a curated record.
UGUGCAUUGGCCAGGAUGCAGAAAUCGGGCUCCGACGAGGGAGCCACCUCUGCUGGCCAGCCGGAUGAAUCGCCGCCGGCUCCCUCCCAGAAAUCCAUCGAUUCCGGCAACGGCGCCGAGUUUCAAAUCAGUUUGAACGAGUUCCUAGAGUUUCUGAAACUAUCCUGUCAUGUGAACGACAUGAUAGCGAAGGCCGACAUGGGGAAACCACACACCAGGGAGCCAGUGCCGCCAAUGGAGGGCAGUGCCGCCACAGCCAAGAGAAGUUGCAAAAAGGACGAGUUCGACUUUGCCCACCUGGCGGACAAUCCGCUGGUCAACGAGCUGCUCGGAUUGCGACGUCCCUCAAGGAACGAGAGUCGCUCCAGUUUGCUCCAGGAGGCGAAGUCCAGUGUAUUGCGUUCGGGACACACUCACCACAGCCGCACAUCCCGUCCAGAGUCCACCUACCGGGGACUGCAUCCCAAGUUGGGCGAGCAACUGGAUGCGGCCAUCAACGAGGGUGUCCUGGACUCGGUGUUGUCCUUCAUAUGCCCGGUUCCAAUGCCCACUCAGCUCCAGAAUGGCAGGUGUAAGCCCAAGCAACUGCAGCCGCCAACGAAGGAGCCACUUGCUCAGACAUCGCCCACUCCCACGGCGAAUCCAGUUCCACCUGCUGCUCCUCUGCCCACCGGUGCAUCCAAAUCCAUGAUGGAGCUGGGCCACUCGCAUGCGCCGUUGUCUGCAGCCACUUCUUCGGUUCCGUGCCUCCAGCAGGUCCAUCCCGGUGGGGAUGCACUGCAUCCGGAUCAGAUGACCAAUAGCAUGGUGCGAGCGCUGAUCAAGGAGCCCAUCCAAAAGCCUGUGGGUCUAAAUGCCGGCAGACGCAAAUCUCUACUGCUGGUUAAGGACAGCAAGCACGCCAGGCAGGAGAGGAAGGAACCCGAAGUGGUGAUCCACGUCUGCGACGAGGUGAAGAACACUUCGAAGGACUUCACGUGCCCGCAACACCUGCUGGUGACCAAAAUGGGUUACUUUGCGGACGUGACCGCUGGGCAACGGUUGGAGGAGAUGGACAUAUCGGUGCACUGCGACAUCCUGAUCUUCGACUGGCUGAUGAAGUGGAUCAAGCACAGUGCCCAGAGCCAGGAUCUGCCAGUUUCCGGCCAGAGCACCGGGCCGCAAUUGGACGGGAAUAAUGUGGUGCCCAUUUUGGUGUCGGCCAGCUUCCUGCAGAUGGAACCGCUGCUGCUCGAGUGUCUGGCCUUCUGCCACGCCCAUCUCAGCGAAGUGGUCCGCACCUCGACGAACCUGUCGUGCCUGAACGAUGCCUUGGUCACCCGACUGGCGGCCAUGUUCACCAAUCUGGAGCUGGAGAUGGUGCGGGACAAGAAGGAGCGGGUCACGCCGCGUCUGUGGACCAAGCUGAUACAGUCCCUCUGCGAACCGGAUCCGGAGGCGCUGAGGGGACAUUUCUACAGCAUGUCCGGUCUAUUCCGCUGCUCGCGCUGCUUCAACUGCGUGACCAACACCAUGAAGUCCUAUGUGAGCUGUGUGCCCAGCAACAUCCGGCUGAACCGCUGGGGUCAGCUGAUGAGCCACCAUGUGCGGGACACCAACUGGGAUCUGAACGUCUACAUCGUUCAGUUGUUCAAGGAGCUCAAGUCGUGGCGGAAAGUCUACUGGAAACUGUGGGGUCACUGCCACUAUCUCUACUGCUGCACCUGCGAGGCCCAUUUUCCGGUCUACCAGAUGCACUGGUGUCGCUUCCAUCCGGAGUCGCCCAACUUCCUGGGACCCGUGGGAAAUGCCGGACCCGCCGGACGCUUUUCCUGCUGCGGUCAGCAGGCCUUCCGUUACGAAACGCUGCCGGGACCAAAUGGCUGCCAGUUCCGCGAGCACAGCGUGCUGGUGGAGACGGAUCGCGAGCGGGCCAUUCUGGCCAUUGCCCAGUUGGUGGGCGAGAACUAUGCGCUGUGCGAACAGGCACCGCUGCGGAUCCAGGAACUGGCUGCCGCCGGCGAGAUCAGUCCCAGCUGGCAGGGGAUCUCCCUGACGCCCCAGAGAUGUCGCCAGGGCCUGCUGCCGCAGCUCUGCAUGGACAGUGUGCUGAAGAGGGUGACCAACCACCGGGUGAGCCGACGGAUGCGCGGAUCGCGCUACCAAAUGGACACCAGCACCGAUUCCGAGACGACGUCGACCAGUGAGGAUGAUGCCCGUUGCCUGCGUCCGCGCAUGCGCAACGUUCACGAUGACGACGAGGAUUACAGCUCCAGUAGUGAUGGCUGCGAGUCGGAGCACCGUCCACCACCUAGGAAAACACGUGGCAAAAAGUCACGAAAGCGUCCCACCGAUGUGUCGGGCCGUUUUUGGUCCGGUGAGCUGUCGGCACGCAGCAACCAGGAUCAUCAGCGUGACUUCGAGGAGAAGAUCAUGAAGCAGGUGGCCAACUACGUGACCAAGAAGACGGGAACGGAUCAGUGUCUGGUGCAGAAUGCCCAACCGCUGGGCGGCUCCUAUGUGCGCCUGGAAUCCGAGUGGAAGGAGAUGCUCAAGCAGCGCCACAGCCAUCACAAUGUCCAGGGAACCAAUGCCGCUGGCCUCUCGUUGCCCCAGAGCAGCAACACUUGCUUGGGAUCCGCCAUUGCAACUGGUGGAUCCUCCGUGUCCGUCAUGUCCAAGCAGAAGCACAAGUAGAGAUUCGUUUUCGAGUAGAGAUGUUCAUUGUAUUCGCCGGCAGAGUUCGUAGACCAAAUGUUUAGUCACAGAUUAUUAGUAAAAUCUUUAGUGCAAAUCAUAAAUAUUCAAAUGAAAAUGUAGAAAAAAAUUAAUUAAUUGAAAAUUUAGAAAAAUAUACAUAUAUAUGAUUA